Rhizophagus irregularis DAOM 181602=DAOM 197198 is the source of this 798-nucleotide messenger RNA. NCBI's taxonomy places the organism in Eukaryota, Fungi, Glomeromycota, Glomeromycetes, Glomerales, Glomeraceae. The record is from RefSeq and is a predicted model, not a curated record.
AAAACAAAAGAACUUAUUAUAGUUCUUGAGUAUGCAGAAGGUGGAAGUUAUAAUGAUUGGAUAAAGAAUAAUUAUAAAGAUUUUAAUUGGUAUAAUAAAAUACGAACACUAUUAUAUAUCAUUGCAGGCCUUAAAGGGAUACAUCAAGAUCAGAAGGUUCAUCAUGAUUUACAUCCAGGAAACAUAUUAUUUUCAACAAAAGAUUUAAAUACUUUUAAUAAAAAAUCAAUAUUUAUAUCAGAUAUGGGAUUAUGUGAAGAUGUGAAUAAUACGAGUGAAGAAAAAAAUAUUUAUGGAGUUAUGCCUUAUAUGGCACCCGAAUGUUUAAGAAAUGAACCUUAUACUCAAGCAGCAGAUAUAUAUAGCUUUGGCAUGAUUAUGUAUUUCACAGCAACUGGAAAACAACCAUUUAACAAUCGUGCACAUGAUUAUGAUCUAACAUUAGAGAUAUGCGAAGGAAUUAGACCUGAAAUAAAUGAGCGGGAAGCACCAAAAUGUUAUAUUGAUUUAAUGAAAAGGUGUUGGAAUUCAAAUCCAGAUAAUAGACCAAAUGCUAUUGAAAUACAUGAAUUGAUUGUGUCAUUUUAUAAUUUAUAUAAUUCAUAUAAUUCAUCUCAGAAAGGUGGAUCAAAUGUAACUGAAAAUAGAAAGCAAUUUAAAGAAGCAGAAAUUUACAGAAAAUUAUCCUCCUCUUUCAAGAAAAACAAACAACAUUCACAAGCUAUUUAUACAUCUCGAUUACUUAAUUUUAUCACAAGAAACGUUUAUAAAUCGGAAUGUCUUGAUUGUGCAAUCUAA